Messenger RNA from Fimicolochytrium jonesii, 1507 nucleotides. RefSeq names its product diacylglycerol acyltransferase. Bases 162 to 1157 code for a protein of 331 amino acids. Gene Ontology annotation, molecular function: diacylglycerol O-acyltransferase activity. The transcript is spliced from 2 exons. The record is from RefSeq and is a predicted model, not a curated record. Gene Ontology annotation, cellular component: endoplasmic reticulum membrane. Gene Ontology annotation, biological process: triglyceride biosynthetic process. Lineage: Eukaryota; Fungi; Chytridiomycota; Chytridiomycetes; Spizellomycetales; Powellomycetaceae.
CUCGGAGCGAAGUUGUUGAACACCUUCCCAACAAGGCUUCCACUUGCAGACAGAGGUGGGCCGCCGCUUCCAUUCGUGGCUUGCACACCAACUCGCCCAAGAAACACCCACUCCUCCCUCUCCAGCCCACUCGGCCCGACGUUCGUUCCCUCCCUCACACAAUGGCCGUCAAGUGGGCCCCUCUCUCGACGCCUCUCCCUCGGCGUCGCCAGACGACAGCCGUCCUCCUCUGGAUGCUCCUCAUCCCAAUCCUCCUCACAGUAUUCGCCUACCUCCUCAUCACCCCAACAUUCACCCCCUGGUGCCUCGCCUACCUCGUCUUCAUCGCUCUCGACCCCGCCCCCGAAGUCGGCGCCCGCAGAAGCAUGUUCUUCCGCCGUCUGCCCGUCUGGCGCUGGUGCAAGGACUACUUCCCCAUGCAGCUCCUCCCCACCGUCGAGCUGGACCCGAGUAAGAACUACUUGUUUGGGUACCACCCUCAUGGCAUCAUUGGCCUGGGCGCAUUCAUGAGCUUCGGCACCGAUGCGUCCGAUUUCAGCAAGAAGUUCUCGGGGAUCAACGUGAGGCUGUUGACGCUUCAGACCAAUUUCCACCUCCCGCUGGUUAGGGAGAUACUGCUCACGCUCGGCAUCUCGUCCGUCAGUCGGCGGUCGUGCGACAACAUCCUCAACAAAGGGCCGGGUCAUUCGUGCAUGAUCGUCGUGGGCGGAGCCACCGAAUCGCUGCACGCGUUCCCGGGCAUCGCGGACUUGAUCGUCAAGAAGCGGCUGGGGUUCAUCAAGGUCGCUCUGCGGAAUGGUGCGAGCCUGGUGCCGGUGUAUAGCUUUGGGGAGAACGAUAUCUGGGACCAGGUGCCCAAUCCGCCGGGAUCGGUUGUGCGAACGAUCCAAACGGUGUUCCAGAAGUACAUGACGUUUGCCCCGCCGUUGUUCUUUGGACGGGGCAUCUUUCAGUACAAUGCUGGGCUGAUGCCCUAUCGUAGGCCCAUCAUCUCCGUUGUGGGCCGCCCAAUCGACUGCCCGAAAGUCGAAUCACCUUCCCAAGAACUGCUCCUCGAAUACCAGCAAAAGUACCUCGACGAGCUGAUGCAUAUCUGGGACACGUACAAGGACAAGUACGCCAAGAACAGGAAGCGGGAGAUGAGGUUCAUUGAGUGAUGCUUGGGAGCGCUGGACGGUUGGAAAUGGGAGGGGUGACAGAGGAGAGGGGAUUGUGGUCUGAUACCCUGGGAAGGCUUAGGGAAGACUUUUGUCGGGGCGGAGAGCGGUGUAUAGCUAGCUGAGCCUUCAUGGUAGUGUAGCCUGUCAAGCGCUGUUAGUGGCGGGAGCUGUUUUCUUUUUCUCUUCUUUUUGGAUUUUCCUUGGUGUUGCAGCCCUACUCUUUUCACAAUACCUCCGUCGAAGCGGCCCUUUUCGUCAGGAGAGUGACCAUGUGCAUCCUCAGAAAGGAGAAAGGAGAAGAAACGAGACGCGUUGGGGCUUCCUCACGUGGGCGACUACGCAAGACA